CAUAUAUAUAGUUUGUUUUUCUUUAAUUUCAUCAUUACUUCUGUAACCUCAGAGCACCUUCCACAAUACAUAUCCUCAUCUCAACGUCUGCUGCAAUGGGAGGAUUGUUAUCAAAGGAACCGCCGAAACCAGAGCCACUUCUCCCUAUUCCAUGGCGUGAAGUUGAAUUUCGUCAUGAAGCUUACAUGAAACUUCAAGAUGAAAUAAAAAACUACCAACCACACCCUAAGGCUUCAACAACAAAUAUUCUUAUUUUGGGCAAUGUGGGUUCCGGAAAGUCAAGCUUUCUAAAUUCUAUGUUCUCAGAACUCAGGAGAGAAGAUUUCAACGGCAGAAUACAAAGCUUUCAAGGCGUGAGACCACCUGCACAAACAAGCGUCACACAACGUCUAAAAUGCCACAAAUUCAAUGACAAGAUCAAAAUCUUUGAUACAGCAGGAUUUGAAUUGGAGAAAACAGUAAAUGCCACGAUAAUAUUAAAGAAGAUCAUAGAUGGUGAAGUGGCUGAAGGCUCAAAGUUUGAUGAUAUUCUGGAAACAAAAAUCAAAAUGGAAGGAGACCAAAUCCACUGUGUUGUGUUGGUUCUAUCACUUCAUAACGCUGAAAAUCUGGACCCAGCCUUGAUUCAGUUUUAUGAAGGAUUAAUUGGAAUGCUAACAAAGACUGGAGUACCAUGCAAGCUGCUUGUUACAUUCGUUGAUAAACUUGUCGAGAAGACUGAGGAUUUGAAAGAUCUGUACAAGAGAAGAGAUAUAAAACAAAAGAUUGAAAAGUUAGCAAAGGAGAUGAGAAUUUCAAUGUGCAACGUUAUUGUUGUUUCAAACUACUUUGAGGAGUUGAAAAUUAACCAAAUAAAAGGAACUCUGCUGUUGGAGGCAGUUGCUCAAAUGCUGACGGCUGCAAAACCCUUUCAAGAGAGAAUGUAGAGUAUCACCUGUCACACCUGAAGCACGCUGAGCCCAUUCACAACUUUAAUUGAUUUCCAAUUGGAGAAUGGCCACUGUGUGUGUAAGAGAAGCCAAUUCCUUUAUUUGGAGAGAGCAGGAGGAAGACAGGCGGUGGCAUAGCCUGUAUUCGAACCAGGUUAUAGGGCACUCCUGCCGUCAGCAUUGCAUAAACAGAGAAAAACUGUCAAUAAGCGGCUUUGAAUUAUUCAUCAUUUAAUCUACUGCUUAAUCUAUCAUUUUAUGAAAAAAUAUUAAUAAUACUCUAUUGAGUACUCUCGUUUAAAUCUAGUUCUAAAAACAUCAAUUAAUGAUCUUUGAAUUAAUCAGCAAUAACCUUUGCAUUCGAUUUUGGAAGUUCCUUUGACCGGUUCCUUAUUAAUAACAGCUAAAAAAGCUAAAACUAACAAAUGUGCUGCGAUAAUGUAAAAGACUGGGGAAAAUCAUGAAUGAAAUGUGAAUGAUGUUUUUUGAAAAUAAUAAAUAAAAUAUGCCUUUGUUUCCUAUUUACGCAGCACUCAUGUUUGCUGUUGCUAUUGUAUUGUAUUGUACUGUAUUGUAUUGUAUUGUAUUGUAUUGUAUUGUAUUGUAUUGUAUUGUAUUGUACUGUACUGUAUUGUCCAGUCUGUCUAAUAAGGGGGCUCAUUCAAACACCUUUCAGAUGUAUUAACUUCAGGAUGUCCACAUUACUAACCACUGUAUUUGAAAAUCCCAUCUCAUACAUUUCCCAUGUACUGUAAUAUAGCUUCCCAUAAUCCAUUUUAUUUUUAAUAAUAAUAAUCCUUGUUUUAAAUCAGUUUGAUAUUGACAUGUUCGUGUCUCUCUCUACUAUGUUGGUUCCUCAUCUGUAUUAUGCAUUGCAGUUACAGAGUGGAAGAAUAAAGAGCUUGAUUGA
Acipenser ruthenus (sterlet) is the source of this 1839-nucleotide messenger RNA. Its product is annotated as interferon-induced protein 44-like. The record is from RefSeq and is a predicted model, not a curated record. The transcript is spliced from 7 exons. Bases 96 to 926 code for a protein of 276 amino acids. Lineage: Eukaryota; Metazoa; Chordata; Actinopteri; Acipenseriformes; Acipenseridae.